Molecule: messenger RNA, 1740 nt
Organism: Sordaria macrospora k-hell
Lineage: Eukaryota; Fungi; Ascomycota; Sordariomycetes; Sordariales; Sordariaceae
Biological process (GO): regulation of transcription by RNA polymerase II
Source: RefSeq, a predicted model, not a curated record
AUGGCAUCGACAACAUCAGUCAACUUGGUUACCCUGGACAAUCUCGACGAGGUCUGGCCUCGUUGGGAUCCCGCUGACUCAAAUCACCUCUAUGCCUUGGUUGAUAUGGGCAGCAAUGGCAUCCGAUUUUCCAUCUCCGACCUCUCCCCGCCACAGACUCGGUUGCUCAAGUGUCUUUACCAGGAGCGUGCCGCCAUCUCCCUGUUCGACGCCCUGAGCGAGUCUUCAACAGGUGGCCCUUUGCUUUUCCCAGACGAGACCAUAAACCUCGUGUCCCAGACACUGGCCCGGUUCAAUGACAUUGCUGUCGACGAGUACGGCGUGCCUCCCGAUCAUGUCACCGUCUUUGCUACAGAGGCGAUGAGGAAAGCGGACAAUGCUGCUGCCAUGCUACAGGCUAUUGGGACCGAGGUUCCUGGACUUGCCAUCAAAAUCCUGGACCCCCAGGUCGAGACCCUGUUUGGCUCACUGGGAGCCAGAUCUGCCUUUUCUCGUCCCAAGGGUCUCUUCCUUGACCUCGGCGGUGGCAGCGUCCAGAUGUCAUAUCUAGACGCCACGGGUCAGGAUGCUGACUAUCACAUCCAUGCAGCACAAGUUGGCAAGAGCUUGCCUUUUGGCGCUGCUCGCCUGAUCAAGAUCCUUCAACACGACAAUGCUGACUUCAAGACUAAGGAGGUUUCGAAGCUCGAGGAAGGCAUGAAGCUAGCUUUUGCCAGGCUUUGCGAGACCUAUGCUAUUCUUGCCACCGAAUCCAAGGACACACAAGGCAUUGAUAUCUAUCUCUGUGGAGGAGGCUUCCGAGGCUACGGCAGCAUGCUAAUGCACAACGACCCAAUCUCCCCGUACCCGAUCCCUGCGAUAGGCUCCUACAAAGUCUCGGGCGAAUUCUUUGCCAGGACUAACCAUAUGCUUGAGGUCAACACCAACUUCAAGAACAAGAUAUUCGGAAUGUCCAAGCGCCGCCGAGCCCAGUUUCCUGCCAUCGUCACGGUCGUCGAGGCGCUUAUUUCGGCCGUCCCGCACAUACGAUCAGUAACAUUCUGCGCCGGUGGAAACAGAGAGGGUGCACUGAUGAUCAGGCUACCCCAGGAGAUUCGCGAGAGCGAUCCUUUGGAUUGUCUCCAACCGGAGGCAUCGCUUCAAGGCAUCGUUGAUCUACUGUCAUCAGCUCUCCCGGCCGACUACAGUAGCCCAAAGACGGUUUUCGGUCUUGGUCUCGGCCGCCUGUUCGCGGGCAAGAUUUGGUCCAACACCGGUGAUGAUGAGCUUGCAAAUGCCUCUGCCGCUUUGCACAGUACCAUCACGGAACAUCCUGAUUGUCCUGGUCUGUCACAUGCGGCCCGGGCUGUCAUGGCUCUGACACUCUGCGCGAGAUGGGGCGGCAGCGUCACUCCGGCAGAUGAACAGCUGUUGACCAGCUUGAGGGCAUUGGCUGAUACCGUACACCCUGACGCCGUGUUUUGGGCGGGCUAUCUUGGAGCCGUAGCUGCCGCGCUCGCGAAACUGGCACCAACGGUCCAAGAUACUCAUGAACUUGGAGGCAAGGUUCAACUUCACUCGACUGUGGAACAGCUUGACGACAACAAAGGCUUUCAAGUUCACCUCAACCUCCAGAUCAGCGAAACAGCUCUUCGGGGCAUAGACACCGGAGACCUGACAUCCCACUUCGAAGAAGUCAGCAAGCAGAGGGAGCAAGAUUCUGGAAAGAAGAUUGUUGUGGACAUCAUGGGACUACCUUAG